CUCCUCUUUAUCACGUUCCUCAUUGCUCCAUCAUGUACACAUAAACCCUCCGCACGACUUCCGCACGACGAUUAGUCCUCUGUGCUCUCUUCUCCCAUCCCUCUUGUCCGAUCGAUGGGGAUUCUCUUGCAAUUUUAAACCUUCGUAUUUUGCCUACCCACGGACCAACCCAAACCCCCAUUUAUUCUUCUGGAGGAACAGAGCUUCCACCACACACCAAACCACACCUUCUCCUUUCUGUUCUGGAACAACCCGGGCCCGCGUGUGCUAUCGCUUGUCAUUCGUUAACGACGCUCCUCUCUCCCCAGAGCCGCAAACUCUCGUCCACCUGCCACCUGCCUUUAGUCCUUAGUACUCGGGUGCAACUUGCACCUGUUUGGCUUUGACUUUGGCGCGCCUCUCGCCCAGGUCUUUCAAGUCCUGCGCCGGCCCUCAUUCGUUGUCACUACUUACUCAUCUGUGGCACUGGUUCUGGCACUGGCACUGGCACUGGCACUGACAUUGUCCCUCGGGCUUCCGUCCUGCCAUUUAUCCAUCGCCCCCAGGUUUUUGAACUCAUCUCGAACUGUUCGCCGUCUCUUCUUCUCUUAGGGUCUGUUCCUCCUACCAUAUCUCCCUCCACUACACCACACCACUCCUCCUGCGCGACCUGAGAUUUCCAUUUCAGCCUCCUCCACAAUACGCACACCUCGCACACCUCACACACCUUGCCCACCACCUUUCCAUCCCUUCUUGCGCACUCCUCGACACCUGACACCGAGACACCACGACAUUCCCUCCCGACACCAUACUCGAAAGCUAGUCUUUCCUUUCCGACCUCCAAACCACCUUUACCUCUUUUUCUCGCAUACCACCACCCUCCUCCACUCGAGUCCUACCUUGCACCCGAGUCCUUCGUUGCUCAGCCGCCGGCCGCCAUUACUCUACCUCGUUCGCUCCCCUCGUCUCAUCCUCAUCCGGUCCCCUCCACAUUUACGACAGUCCUGGCAGAUUGCUGAUACAAUACCAAUGUGUGGGGCGACCCAUCUUCUGCGCCGAGAGUAUCGAGCCUUUACAUGACCCAACCGACAACCUCAUCGCGAUUCACAAACUCCGUAGGUAGUGGGCGAUUCCUUUCACUUCCUGCGACAUCUGGAUAUAAACCCUGCAGACUAAAUACCUCCCCAAUCCGCCAUGAGUACCAUGUUCCAGUCGACAUUGAGAAAUCCCUUUGGCUCAUCCUCCCCAAUUGACCCCUCCCAGCGCUCGCGCUCCAUGGCCGUUCUUCCUCAGAACGGACACCCCAGCCUUAGCAACAGUAGUAACAGCAACGCCAGCAGCAACGGCAAUACCAAUACCAGCAAUAACAUGGACACAUCGCCUAUCUCGUCGCAUGACGACUCUUCAAUGCAAGCCACAUCCCCAGCGAACCAAAACAUGGGCCCUCCUGGCAGCGGCCACGGGGGCACAAGCCCUGACAUGGAACCAGGCAAUACCAUGUCCAAUGGAGGAAAAGAUCCAAACGCACCGUCAGCCUCCAACGCUGCAACCGCCGGUGCCGUUGGAGCCUCUCAAGGGCCCAAAGUCGUUCAGACAGCCUUUAUCCACAAACUCUACAGCAUGCUCGAAGAUCGAUCCAUAAAACACCUCAUUGCUUGGUCCAACACCAACGAGAGCUUUGUCAUGUCGCCUUCCAGCGAAUUCUCAAAAGUUCUCGCCCAGUACUUUAAACACACCAACAUCUCCUCAUUUGUGCGUCAGCUCAACAUGUACGGCUUCCAUAAAGUCAGCGAUGUCUUCCACACCGGCAAUCCGGAAUCAGCCUUGUGGGAAUUCAAGCACGGCAAUGGUAGCUUUAAAAAGGGCGAUCUCAUGGGUUUACGGGACAUUAAGCGUCGUGCCUCUAGACAUACCUUGAUUCAUCGCGACUCCUUCUCUGGCGCCAAACCGGGCCCCUCCCAGCCCGGCACUCCGGCCGACAUCCUACCCCAGGAUUCUGACCAGCGCAUGAGCGGCCUCGAACAGGCCUUCUACGAUAUUCACGCCCGCGUCCAGCGUGUGGAAGAUGUCAAUGCCAUGUUGAGCACACGCUGCCAGUCUCAGUCGGAAAUGCUGGGUCGAUGUCAUCUCCAUAUUCAGCACCUUGCCGGUCUUGUUCAGACCCUAUCUUCGGCUGAAAGUUCCGUCUACGCAGAAGCGUCUCAGAUGCAAAAGGAUGUCGCUCGACAAUUGGAACAGCUACGUGGACUCGAUACUCCCACUGACCCACUCUCCACAAACGGCCGGCCACCAUAUUACCCUCCCGCCGGUUCCGCCCUCGAGCCGCCACUUUCACCGCGGGGUUAUAACUAUGCCGAUAGCCGGAGAUCUUCUGUCCAGAUCGAGCCCCAACAUGUUGGCCUCAGGCCUCCGGUGCCUGUAAUUCCACCCCAGUUCUCCUCUCCUCGUCGUUAUGGCUCUAUCAGUUUGCCUCAAGCCUCACCCGGGUUCAGCCGCCCAGCGCUGCCACCCCAACCGCCCACGAGUGUGCAUCCUCUGGCCUCGGUCACCACCCCGCCGCCUCUCAGUUUGGCUCGAAGACACACAUCGGCCGAUAUACGAGAGCACGGAUGGGCUCCCAAUCAAAACCCCAACGGCGGUUCGCCCUACGCGUCGGGACACUCGUCGGUACAGUGGCAACCGUCGUCACCUCAGCAUCCGCCCCACUCGGGCGACCAACAGAUUCGAGACCAGCUAGCCCAGUAUGAGAUCAAUGGACCUCGUCGGCAGACGGUGGCGGCUCGCCAUCCCUCCCCACCACCACCCUCGGACCUUCCCCCUGCAGGGCUCGGCGUCGAGAAUGUUUCCUUUGCUAAUGGAAGUCGAUUUCCCCGCAGCACUUUUGAGCUCCACUCCGCUCCUAACACCCGCCGUGGCAGCAUGGCCACCUUACAUUCCUUAUUAAACCCAGCAGAAACGGCCGAGCAGGACAAUGAAGAUGAUGGUCCCCUCGAAGACCGAAAACGGAAACGACUUCAAUGACACGAUCUCCUUUUUAAGAAAAUAUUGGUCCUGGAGUCCCCCAUAUCUCUUGGUCGACACGGGUGGACCGAUUUGUUGUAGACAUGAAUUUUGACCUUUCAAACAGGGACCGGAUUUUGCAAGGGUGCGGCAUGUCGGUUUGUUUGGUUUACAGUCCCCAAUGCACAUAUGGGUGCAUCCACCGACUGGGAAAGAGAGAGCAAGCUGGAGCUGUGAGCUCGCAGACGACUUGAAACGGCUCCAUUUGGCUCGGUGAAGGAUAAUAAUGUGCAGGAUUGGGCUGACGGCGCUGGAUGUCUUCUCUGAUACCCUUGGGAAUUGGAGCAGGGAAUGAAUUAUCAGGACAUGGAUUGUACGUGGGAGCGAUGAAUUCAUCACGGAUGCUCCAAUGGUGUCCAGGAUCAAACAAGAUCAGAUAGAGCGUGCGGUUGACAGGUUUUCCCCGGACCGUGUUUCGCCCACAGAUAUCCUCUGGUCUAUCGUGUGUGGAUGCUAAUAUAAGAAUCCAAGGCCUCGUAAUAUCAAUUCCUCUUUGAGAGUUUGUUACUUUCCCGUC
This is a messenger RNA of Exophiala mesophila, 3556 nucleotides long. RefSeq lists its product as uncharacterized. The record is from RefSeq and is a predicted model, not a curated record. The transcript has a single exon. Bases 1174 to 3000 code for a protein of 608 amino acids. Gene Ontology annotation, molecular function: DNA-binding transcription factor activity; sequence-specific DNA binding. NCBI's taxonomy places the organism in Eukaryota, Fungi, Ascomycota, Eurotiomycetes, Chaetothyriales, Herpotrichiellaceae. Gene Ontology annotation, biological process: regulation of DNA-templated transcription.